This is a messenger RNA of Raphanus sativus (radish), 1016 nucleotides long. RefSeq lists its product as uncharacterized. The coding region runs from base 136 to 873 and encodes 245 amino acids. The record is from RefSeq and is a predicted model, not a curated record. The transcript has a single exon. NCBI's taxonomy places the organism in Eukaryota, Viridiplantae, Streptophyta, Magnoliopsida, Brassicales, Brassicaceae.
UAUUAACAAUAAAUACUCUUUCACGUGCUCUAACUUCACAAUGAUCCCUCUGCUGUCAUCCCACAACCAAAAGAGUAGUACUACUCUCCAUCUCUGAUCAAACGAGAUCGUCUUCUCUCACCCUCUCUCUCUCACAUGGGUUGUUGCGUUAGCUCCGGCACCGCUGAUCGGACCAAUGAGAACGGGUCCAACAAGAACACGACCAUUGUCGAAGAAGAAACAGUCGUCAAAGAAGUCUUGUCGGAGACAACAUUUCACACUACUUCCUCUGGUGUCCAAAACUCAGCCAUGGAUGAUCCGGUGAAAAGGAAGAUCCGGGGAAGAGAGGAGGGAAAACAAAAAGUUACUCCGGACUCGUGUAUGACCCGACCCGUCUUGAACGACCCGGAAGAAGGAUCAGAGGUUUCGGAGAUAUGUAGCUUGAGCUUGAGUGAGAGUGUUUCUUCGACGGCUGUGAUGAAUGGGUACGGUGAGGAAGAAGUGAAGCAGAGGAAAUCUCAGAGAUCCCCGGCUAAAACUCGGAUCCGGGUCACUGGUAGUAAUUAUCCGACCCGAAUAACCGAUCAAUCUUCUCGUAAGAGAAACAACGGAGUGUGUAAUACUGGAGAGAGAGUCGGGUCGGGUAUGAGAGACCCGGGUGAGAGAUCCGGAAGAAGGUCGAGAUCGCCGGCGACGAAUAGAUCCGUGAUGGAUUCGAAUCAGAGUCGGGUGGGUGGGGUAAGGGCUCAGAAGAGUAGUCAGUCUCCGGGUCGGGUUAAGUUAGAUCCGAAUAAGAACACGUUGGAUCAGAAACAAUAUCAAAACUACGGCUAUACCACCGCAGAGUUGUUAGAGAACCCACUUGUUUCAUUAGAGUGUUUCAUAUUUCUCUGAAGAAAAUGAUAUUCCGAGAAAGACUUUUCUCUUCUUUUCUUUUUUCAAACAUUUGAAGCUGGAUUGUAAUUCGUUAUGCCACUUACCUUACCUCUGUAAUUCAUUUUUAAUACUAAAACUGAAAUAGACAAUUUACAAAUAAA